AAUAUUAUUACAUUAGUUAGUUAUUUAGUAGUAGUAAUAGUAGGUAAUCUAUUAUUUUAGGUAUGUGAAAUAAAGAUGAGCAAUGUUUUCAUCAGAUGUCACCAAGCUUGUUUACUUUAGCUUGAGAAUUUAGAAGCGUCUUGUUUAAGUUUUUUGGUAAAAUUAUAGAGAUUCAGGGGAAACAACUCUAAUUUACAGAUAGCCGCUGUUUAUAUAGCAAAUCUUGCUCUCAAGCACUGCAGUUUUAAGUUAAUUUCUGGCCUAAUAAUAUAAAAGCCAUCAGGUAGUGUGUCAGUCAUUCCAGCAUCAGUAUACCCACUUUGUCAUCGUCAUCAGGGUGGUAUUUCUUGCAUUGGGAGGGCUCUACCUUUGGGCACGGAUGGUCAGGAAGACAUGUUGGUCAUCAUGCAUGGGAAGCCCGCUAACAACAUGGGGAGAAGCUAAAUCUGGGCAGACGCCUCAUAAAAAUGAGAUCCAAUGGACAGUAACCAUUUUGACACCCUAGCUGAAUCAAGCUUGGAUAACGAAACCGAGUCAAGUGUUUCAUUCUUUAUCAAAGAUUCACUGCAGGACAACUUAGAUUCUAUACCUUGCUGGGAUUUAAAAUCAGGACUUCCUGCUCUGAAUGAGCUUCAGCUUGAUGAUGUUGAGGCAUCCCGAUUUGUAAUAGGUUCUGAAGCAAAAUCAAAUAUGGCUGAUUGUCCUGGAAAGCAACGGCUUCAUCUGCUUGCAUCCACAAGUGACAGUGAUGAGCAUAAAGCACCGUUAGUUUUUGAUACUGUCAGUGAUGCCAGCCCUGUAACAUCAAGUACUGAGAGCGAGAAAAAUGUAACCGUUGUUGAGCGAAAACGUAUGACAAAAUCUAAAGCUGAAGACACACCUAAGAAUGACCCAGAAAAUGUUAAAAGUUUCUCUCCUAUGGUUAUACCUGACUCCCCAACUUUUGAAGAGACAGAAAAAAGUCAAGAAUGUAUUGUAGGGUCUUACAAUCUCAAAGAGACAGCUGAAAAUCCCAUUCUGCAGUCUGAAAUGUAUACUUCAUCUUAUACUAACUCAAGUUUAAGAGAGUCUCAGAAUCUUCAUUUAAAGUUUACCCAAUCUGAAGCCGAUGAAACAGAACAUCCAGAUCCUGAUACAAAUUAUGAUGAAGUGGUAACCAAGUCGAACACAACAUUAGUUAAAACUGUGACUUCACCACUGAAACUUGGUGCUUACAGUGUGCUUCCAGCAACAGUUACAUCUAGUCAGAAGCCAUCUUUUCAAUUACAAAAGCCUCAGUUUCCUCUUGAUGAUUUUGAGAUGAUCGAGGAAAGUGAAGGAAGUCCUAGUGUCUUUAAAAGAGUGCAAUCUGGACACACCACACCUCAAAAAUCUUGGAAAAUUAGAGAUGAUAGUGAUGAAUUUAUGCCUUUAACUUCAGUAAAAAGAAAGAUUGCUUCUGGAGGAUCAUCAAAAAAAUCAACCAAAGAGGUGAAACAAUCACCAUUUAGUGAUGAUUUUGAUUUCAAUAACCCCACUACUUCAAAAAAGUCACCUGGGAGGAAAGCAUGCCUUUUAUUUGAAAAGGUUUCUACCCCAGCCAAAUCUAAAGAAUGUCGUAUAGAAAGAACUGAAGCAAAGCUACAGCUACCUAGCAAAAAUGUAACAUUUGUAGAUUCUAGAGUGAAGCACCACCACUCCAAAACUGGGAUAUCUAAAAAAGCUAAUCCAGCUUUAUUGGACUCAACCACUGAUGUCAUUGUUGUAGAAGAUUUGGAAUCCAGUUUAUCAUCUGUUGAGUCAACUCAGUCCUAUGACUUUUUAGGUCAAACUACAAAGAGUGAUCUCCUUUGUAAAGUUGCAGAUGAUGUUUCUAGUACAGAAAUAAAUGUAGAGAAACAGGGAGUAAGCAGUUCUGAUGACUUUAUUAAUCCAUCUCAAAAACGGAUGACAACUCAUGUGAUGUCAAACUUAGAGGAAGACUUUUUUCCUAUUGAGCUGUCCAGCUCUUUGGAAGGGGAAAAAAAUCAAAAGAAGCCUCAAUCUACAGAGAAGUCUUUUUUUGCAAAACGGUUAAGAAAUUAUCAGACAAAUAAAGAAAAAAGUGAUUCUCAGCAUGAAUCAUUAGCAAUAACUAAUACUGCAUUUAGUGAACAAGCAAAUACAUCUAAAAAGUGUUUACCAGAUUGUGAAGAAGGAAAUGAUGCACAUGAUAAAUCAAUUAGUCCAGUACAUAAUAAUGAGAGUCUAAUCACAAAAGAAUUACUACCUCAGCCUAACCAAAACAGCAAUGUAACUUCAAGUACAAAGAAGAGUGUCGCUGACCCUUAUGCUUUUGAAAACACACCUUCUUUAAACAAUGAAGGAGCUGUUUUGAGAUCUAGUGUUGGUAAAUCUAUCAGUUCCAAAUCUCCCAAAAGACGCUCAAUAAAACUUGUGAGAAGAGUGUUCAAGAAAAGGAUUCCUUUAAAAAAGCAAGAGAGCAAGUCUUCAUCAACAGAUGAUAGUGCUGUGAUAGGAAGAAAAACUCGUCAAAAGCUUCAUCAUCAAGCACCUGAGAAAUCUAACAAAAGAGUUAAAAAACAAACUUCUCAGUGCACAAAAGAAAAGAAACAAUCAACAGAAAUAGCUGAGCCUUUGUUGGUGGCCAGCAGUGAAGCUGGACCUUCAGGCUACACACUUCUUCAUAAUAAGUCUGAAUUUAACAUUCCAUCAAAUCCACCUCAGCUCAAAACAGGUGCAAGCUCAAGUAAAGAUUUGAAUGAUCAACAAACUGAAACUCAACACCUUAGACAAGCUGCUACUGAAGACUUGGUAAACAAACAAGCUGUACUUAAUAAAGAGACCUCUGAGAGUAAUUUUUAUGAAAUAGUAACAGUCAAGAAAACUGUCUGCCUGAAAGCCAUUUACAAGGAAAAAACUAUUGUAGAAGUUUUUACUCCAGAUGGAAAACUUCAUAGUCGGUUAGAAAAACCAGAAAUCAUCACAAGAGAAAAAGACCUUGAGCCACUAGACCAAGAAGAAAUAAGUUCAAAGCACAUAAUUCCAUGCCCAAUGUCACCAUCAAGAUCUACUAGCACUGUGACCACAGGUGACCUUGCUGAUGUCAGCUCAUCCUCAUUAGGUCGGACCAGUAGCACAGGGUCAAAAAUAAGCAAUCCUAGUUUGGACAUUAUCCCUUGUGGUCAGAGCCUGCUGUCAGUAUCCCACUUACAAAACUCUUUAGAAGUCCCAGAUCACAAUAAAAUGGUUGUCGACCAAGCCAUGAGGGAACUACCACUGAUCCAGAAUGCAUCCAAGGAUCAACAAAAGCGACACAGUGCUGGUUCAAGUUCUGGCCAGGACCUGUUCAGCACACCCAACCAGUCAAUAAUUGACCGUGCCGAUAGCCAACUUGGCAAGAUUGUCUCCAGUUCACACAGUACUCCUUGCAGUCACCUGCUAGAAAGUCCUAAUAUUGAAGGACACUGUGUUAGCAAGGAUAUUAUUAAACCACCUGUAACCACCACUUCUCAGUUACAAAAAGAUAAAAGCCUAAAUGAUUUUCACAAGACCCCACCGCCACAAUCUUCUUCUGGAAUAAGUAAACCAGUGGAGUCCGUUAAGCAGACAAAUAAUGAAAAUCCUCUCUGUACCACCCCUCCAAUUCAGAGCAGCAGGCAUUUUUUAGCUAGGAAAAAAGAUUCCUCAAAAAAGAUUCCAGAAAAGAAUAGUGCAGUAAUUGACAAGCCACAAGGAGCAGAGAACUCUGCUAAGACUCUGGAAGAAAGAUUAGAAUCAGCAGAUACUCAGAGCACUGGGUUCAGUGUUCACUGUAUGCCAGCAUCUGCAGCUAGUGGUGAUUCCAACAAGGGUGCUACAGCAGUUGAUACAUCACUGAAGUCAAGCAAUGGUGUCAGUCCUGAAAUAUCGCUGCAAGGUGCAAAAAUAGUAGAGUCACAGAGAUUAGAUUUAACAGAAUAUAAAAGUAAAGUGGAAAUAGGUGCCAAGGUUAUGGGAAAGUGGAAAGAUGGAUUUUAUUAUCCAGGAAUUUUACAUAAAGUUGACAGAUGCAAACAAAAGUUUGUGGUAAAGUUUGAUGAUGGCUCACAGAGUGUUGCCAAGCCACAGGACAUAAUUUUGGCCAGUGAUCUUCCAGUUGGGCAGAGUGUAAUGGUUAUGACAGAUGAAGGCUUCUAUGAACCUGGUAUGGUAAUGGGACACAGUGAGGCGGAGGCUCCACAAACUUUAUUCUAUCAUGUAGCAAGAGACGAUGGUGUCACACAAAAAUGCAGCCGGGCCAAGCUCAUUUUAAGUGAGGACCAAGCUGCCUGCUUGCUUAGUGAUGAUGAGCUUAGAGUUUCACUUGAUACUGUUAUUCCAUUUACCAGCAAACCAGGAGAAGUUUCCUUAGAUAAUUUAGUUGAAGGCAAGAGACAACAUAGAUCUACCAGGAUGACACCUGCUAAAGAAGCCUCUACAUCUGGUUUACAGCCGUCUGCUGAGAAGCCGAGUGCUGUCGUGACUCCAAAUGUUGAAAUGACUCGUAGCGGGAGAAAAAGAAAAAUGGGCCCUCAAGCAACAAGCACACCUGCAUGUAAAAAAAACUGCACUACAGUAAAGAAAUCAAACAAGUCGUUAAAUAAAUCACUGCCAGAGAAACCAAAAACCCCACGAAAAACUCAAACAGACCUCUUUGGCAAGAGCAAUCCUACCCAAAGCAAGCUGUUCAGUGGAAUGAGUUUUGUACUUACACACAAAGAAAAGUCAGCCCAACAUAAGGAAGAAGAAAAGCGGUUGUUGAAUGACUCAUCUUUAGAAAUCUCAGCUGAAGAAAGUACUGACAUUGAAACUCAGAUUCCUGAAUUUGAAAAAGAAAAUAUUAAGGCAAUUAUAGAGAAAGGAGGAGGAACUGUGCUUGAAACAUUUGAUGAAAACACUCCCAAAGAAAACUUGUAUUUAGUGGCAGCUGAACAUCAAAGAACGGUAAAAUACUUAAAAGCUUUGGCAGCAGGAAUCACCGUAGUCUCACACCAGUGGGUCUUGUUUUCCUUUGAUCAGAGCAGACUACAAGCCCUGAAAGCUUACAUUCUCCCAGCUGGUAUCAGUCUUGAAAAGAAAAAGUUAAUGGAAAGACACAAAGGUUGCUGCCCAUUAGAAAACCUUACUGUAAUGGUUGUGUCAGAAAACCAAGACUUUACUGAAGCUUGGAGCUCUAUACUCACUAUGGCAAAGAGCAAAUUGGUUACCAAAUUUCCCUCUGAUGUUAAAUAUAACUCAAGCAUUGAUGUAGUUGUUUCUGAUGCAACUUGUCCCACAAAUGUGGUUAAAAAGUGUCAGAAUCUUAAUGUGCCUCUAGUUUCAUCAGAAUGGGUGGCGCAGUCUAUUAUUAAUGGCCAUCUUGUAGACUAUUUAGGGCAUGAAAAAUACAAAUAUAAUUUAAUUUAAUACAAUUGGAAUAACCAUUUUGAAAACAUGUUGAAUGCUAUCUAUAUGAUAGAUUAACUCCAUUUCCUGUUUUUAGUUUAUGUUGGAUUUUUUCUACAUAAUUAAAGCUUACUCUAAAUUUUAUUUCUGAGGUUGUUUUAAAAUUGUUUUAAAUUAUUCUAAUGAUAUUUUGUAAAUCUUACUUACUUCACUGUUUGUUUUUAAGCAAGUCCUGUUCAAAAUAAUGUUAAUUGAUGUGGCUAAUCACUCAAUGAAAUUUUCAUUAAAUUGUGUAGUGUCUCUGUUUUUUAAAAAAAGUUAUUAA
Molecule: messenger RNA, 5710 nt
Organism: Physella acuta
Lineage: Eukaryota; Metazoa; Mollusca; Gastropoda; Physidae
Biological process (GO): positive regulation of transcription by RNA polymerase II; DNA damage checkpoint signaling
Cellular component (GO): nucleus
Molecular function (GO): histone binding
Source: RefSeq, a predicted model, not a curated record